Messenger RNA from Sitodiplosis mosellana (orange wheat blossom midge), 2221 nucleotides. RefSeq lists its product as uncharacterized. The annotation marks the transcript as partial. The transcript is spliced from 2 exons. Lineage: Eukaryota; Metazoa; Arthropoda; Insecta; Diptera; Cecidomyiidae. Gene Ontology annotation, molecular function: nucleic acid binding. The record is from RefSeq and is a predicted model, not a curated record. Gene Ontology annotation, biological process: DNA integration.
CAUUGAACCAUGCGAUGUGACGAACUACGACUACCCAAUUUAUUCAAUUGAGGGCUCGGAAGGGAACGAUCGCUAUGAGUUAACUGUGCUUGUGGAUGGAGUCAGGCUUAUGGUCGAAUGUGACACUGGUGCACCAUGUUCGCUCAUAUCAAUUCACACAUUUGAUAAAUACUUUGAUCGAAGAGUUUUGAAACCAUGCAACACACCUUUCUCCGGAUACACAGGUGACCCAUUGAAGAUCAUUGGUGAGUUUCAAACAGUUGUUAAUUACAAAGGUCAAAAGAUAUCAGGAAUAAUUGUAGUGACAAACAGUGACCGACCGAUUUUGUUAGGUAGAAAUUUUCUGCGUGCUUUUAGUUUUGAAUUAGUACAAACAAAUCGCGUCAAUAAUAUUUUUGCGCCCAACGAAAUGAUUGAUUCAAUCAAAAGUGAGUUUCACGAAGUUUUUAGUUGCGGUUUAGGAAAGUAUAACGUCACGACCAUUAAAUUACCCAUUCAAAAAGAUGUCACACCGAUUUUUUGCAAACCUCGCCCUGUUCCGUUAGCAUGGCGUGAUAUGAUAGCGAAACAGUUAGAUGACUCCGUUUCAAAAGGAAUACUUAUUCCAGUAGACAAUUCGGAUUGGGCUACACUUCUUGUGCCAUUAUUGAAACCUUCUGGCGAUAUUCGCAUUUGUGGUGAUUACAAAGUCACAAUUAAUCGAUUUUUAAUCGAUUUCAAAUAUCCAUUGCCACGGAUUGAUCAAAUUUUUGCUUCAAUGCAAGGAGAUAUUUUGUUUACUAAACUUGACAUGUCGAAUGCAUACAAUCAGUUAGUUUUAGACGAUGAAGCACAAAAAUUGUGUACAUGGAGUACACACAAAGGCAUUUUCAAAAUGACACGUUUACCGUUUGGCGUCAAAAUUGCCGCCGCACUUUUUCAAAAGACCAUGGAAAAUCUCCUUAGUUGCUUCUCAAAUGUAUUCUGUUAUCAAGAUGACAUUGUCGUCACUGGGCCAACUCUAGCAGAUCAUUUGAAAACGCUAAAACAAGUUUUGAUUAAACUUCAGACAGCCGGUCUCAGACUAAACGUCAACAAAUGUGAAUUUUUCAAGGAAAAAAUUUCUUAUUUAGGAUUUGACAUUGACAAAAAUGGUUUAAGUCGGAACAAAGAACGAAUCAAUAGUAAAGGUUCUUUGAAUACGGCUGAUAGUUUAUCACGUAUUGCACAAGUUUCUACAGCGGAAGAAACCAAGGAGAGUUCAUACAUAAAUUAUGUAGGUUCAAACAUCAUGAAAACAUUAACGUACAAAGAUAUAGCCACACACACUCGACGAGAUCCAAUUUUAUCAAAGGUUCACGAUUGUAUUCAACACGGAACUGUCGAUCAGCUUCAAGGCAGUGAAUAUACAUCAUUUCGAAACAAAGCAACUGAAUUAUCUGUUGAAUCAGGUUGCAUUCUUUGGGGCUAUCGCACCGUCAUUCCAAAUGCUCUGCGUAAGAUCAUUUUGCAAGACCUUCACGCAUCGCACAUGGGAAUUGUAAAAACGAAAGCGUUAGCUCGUUCAUAUGUUUAUUGGCCGCAUAUUGACAAAGAAAUUGAAAAUUUGAUAAAAGGUUGUAUUUAUUGUCAAAAGACUCAAGCAAGUCCUGAGAAAAGUACUCUCAUGCCGUGGACACCCACUGAUUCAGCUUGGAAACGUGUUCACAUUGACUUUGCAGGUCCCGUUCGAGGCUAUUAUUUGUUUCUUGCAAUCGAUUCAUAUUCCAAGUGGGUUGAAGUUUUCAAAACCAAGGAUAUGACGUCUGCAUUUGUCAUUCGUAAAUUAAAAGAAAUUUUCUCACGAUUUCGUUUAAUCAGCAUCUUGGUUCAAGACAAUGGAAGACAAUUUACUUCUGCUGAAUUUAAACAUUUUUUGGAAAUGAAUGGCAUCGUAUACAUAUACACCGCACCUGGACAUCCAUCGACAAACGGUCAAGCCGAGAAUUUUGUCAAAACAUUGAAAAAGUCAUUAAUUGCAACGAUUGAGGAGAGCAAAAUAGGUGACUUCGACAACAUUCUCGAUAGAUUUUUGUUUGACUAUCGAAUUACAAAACAUUGCACAACUAACGAAACUCCUGCGAAACUCCUUCUCGGAAAAGAAUUAAAAUCGCGUUUUAGUUUGCUAAAACCGCCUGUAGUUACAGAUGUUAUCAAAGAAAAGCAACAAACCGCAAUUAAAAAUUAUAAAGGAAAUCGUAAC